UAUUUGUGAAAAAAAAAACAGAAUUUUUCUAUUCUUGCAGAACCACACCACACACACACGCAGAACACGAGUUAGGAGAAGAAAAAAAGUGGAAUAAAGGACGAAGAAGAAAAAGAAGAAGAAGACACUUCUGUUGUGUAAUCAAUCAAGCUGCUGGGGAGGUGGCUGAACAAAACCCUAAUCUCAAUUUCCCCCGAAUAUGCCAUUUCUGAGCAGGAUUGUGAGACUUCUGCUGCCUGGGAUCAGGAUCUUGAUUAGAAGGUCGCUACUUUGGUUGCUGUAGAUGCAUAUCCGUGAAUAUAUUCCUUCUUGGAUCUUCCAGUUAUUUGGUUGCAUGGGAGGUUGUUUUGGGAGCUGUAAUAAACCACCACCGCUUAUAGUUGCAGUGGAUGAGCCUUCUAAAGGGUUAAGGAUUCAAGGUCGUUUAGUCAAGAAGCCGAGCGUAUCAGACGAUUUCUGGAGCACGAGCACCUGCGAUAUGGAUAACAACAGCACGAUGCAGUCACAGAGAAGCGUGUCUUCUAUUAGCUUCACUAACAACACUGCUACUUCUGCAAGUAGUAGUAGCAACCCCAAUGAAUUUGUAAACACCGGAUUGAACCUCUGGAACCAAACUAGACAACAAUGGCUUGCAAGUGGAUCUUCUCGAACAAAGGCCAAAGUUCGAGAACCUACAAUAAGCUGGAAUGCAACAUAUGAGAGCCUGUUGGGUGUGAACAAGCGGUUCUCACGUCCAAUACCUCUUCCUGAAAUGGUGGAUUUUCUGGUGGAUGUGUGGGAGCAAGAGGGCUUGUAUGAUUGAUUUUGUAACUCUUUCAAACUUACUUUCCUCUUUUUCUUUUUCUUAUGUGUGUGUAAUAUCUGAAUUGUGGCAUCUUUAGUCUUAUUGUGUACGUAUAAAUGAUUAAGGGUGUGAACUGAUUUUGAAGAAAAUCCUACCAAAAUCAAAUUAUUGCCGAGAAAGUAAAUUUAUCUUUCAAGUUGUA
Brassica rapa (field mustard) is the source of this 986-nucleotide messenger RNA. RefSeq lists its product as uncharacterized. The record is from RefSeq and is a predicted model, not a curated record. Lineage: Eukaryota; Viridiplantae; Streptophyta; Magnoliopsida; Brassicales; Brassicaceae.